Molecule: messenger RNA, 377 nt
Organism: Uloborus diversus
Lineage: Eukaryota; Metazoa; Arthropoda; Arachnida; Araneae; Uloboridae
Product: selenoprotein K-like
Source: RefSeq, a predicted model, not a curated record
CCUUUAUUAAGUGCUGGAAGUAAUGCUAGCUCUUCAAGAUCCAAUUCAUAUUAUGGAGGAGGUCCCCCAAGGCCACCUAGACGUGGAGGCUUUUCGACUUUUGAUUCAAUAGCUGGCCCUCCAACUCCUAUGCCUGGCGGAUGAGGUCGGUAAGGGUUUCGGAUGAUUCUGGAACCCGUUAACCCGUAACUUCUCUUGUUAAUUUCAUUUGUUUAAUCUGUGAAACUACUAAUUUCUUGUAACUGUACGGUUUUAAGAGUGAAUGACGUUCUUUGGUGAAAUAUCCAGCCAAAGUGACCAAUGUAUUUCUUGAACCAGACAUCCUUUAUGAAUGUAAAUAUUUUUUCUGUUUUUAAUAAAUUUCUUCAUAAGUUGUA